AUGUGUUCAGACUCGCUCGGUACGAGCUUCGAGGGCGUCUGCUGCGCAAUAGGGCAGCUCUGCGAACUCGACGACAACAACCGGCCAGCAUGCUGUCCUCAAGGAGCUGUAUGCACCGGCACGGCUCCGACAACAGCGCCCACCGCUCCCACGGCCGUCUCAUACGUGCCAAAUGAAUAUUUCCCAUUCCCGUACAUCGCAACAUCUCUCGACCGCGGCCAAUGCUCCUCAGCCGUCAGCCAGUGCUCUCGAAAUUACCAGAGCUGUGUCACCCAACUUGACGGAAAUUCCGGCUUCGGCGUCACCGUUGUUGUUCCUGGCGGAGGUGGCACCACAGUCGCUGCCACCCGGCCAGACGUCGGUACGUCGGCCACUCCUAUCUGCUCCAGCCUCAGCUCUCGCGCCUGCUACGGCCUGGAGAACGACCAGUGUUCACAAUCAACAACGGUCAAUGGCGUUAUCAUAAACGCUGCAUCACGUCCGACAGCGGCGUGCAUGGUUGGUGUCGCUGCUGGCGUGGGAGUCGCCAUCUUCCGCGCCAUACAAUGA
Messenger RNA from Colletotrichum graminicola M1.001, 549 nucleotides. RefSeq lists its product as uncharacterized. Bases 1 to 549 code for a protein of 182 amino acids. The record is from RefSeq and is a predicted model, not a curated record. The transcript is spliced from 2 exons. Lineage: Eukaryota; Fungi; Ascomycota; Sordariomycetes; Glomerellales; Glomerellaceae.